This is a messenger RNA of Dentiscutata heterogama, 369 nucleotides long. The record is from the annotation of a GenBank genome assembly. NCBI's taxonomy places the organism in Eukaryota, Fungi, Glomeromycota, Glomeromycetes, Diversisporales, Gigasporaceae.
AUGGCUGCCAUGAUCAAUGCACUAAAUGGUACUCUACCACCAGCAUUACCAGGUAGAGCUACUGAUACCACAGUUAUUUCAGCACAUAAUAUUCAUAUAGAUAAGGAUUGGUCUCUUGCUAGAAGGUGUCCUGUAGAUGCUAGUAUAGCAACUAAUACACCAAAUAGACUAGCUACUAAAACAAAACCAAAAGCACCUUUUCAUCAGGGUAUUACUACAGAAGAUGUUAAUAGGAUUGUAAAUAGUAGGAUUCAGACAUUACAGCAAUCAACACUAAAUCAAUCACCAGCAUCUUCUUCCGGUCAGGAAAAUAUUACUAAGGCUGAUUUACAAGCUGUAGCUAAAUCCUUGCAAGAGACUAUGUCUUGA